AUGCAGAAGAUGGUGGCUCUCAGGUCCCUAUAUCGUGCAGCUUCUUGUAGAUCUUUGAUAGGCUUUGCAUCUGUUGCCGGCAACCAGCUCCUUCACCAUCAAUCAGCUCCUCGAUCCCUAUUCACUCUCUCGUCCGCCACCGCUUCUGUGGAUCGCAUCCCUUUCGGUUCCUGGUCUCCUCUGGCAAUCAACAUUGGUAGUAAAAGGUCUUAUAGUGAGGAUGUAGCACACUUGCCCGAGAUUAAGGACCCUGAUGUCUUAUGUGCUUUCAAGGACUUGAUGGCUGCAAGUUGGGAUGAACUUGACGCUACAGUCAUCCAUGAUGUGAAGAAUGCUCUGCCCAAGAACUCUGAUGACAAAUCCGGUCAAGAGAUCUUGAAGAAUAUUUUCCAGUCAGCUGAAGCUGUCGAAGAAUUCAGUGGGAGGGUCAUGUCUCUAAAGAUGGAGCUAGAUGACAGUAUUGGGAUGAGUGGCGAGGUAUGCUGGCCUUGGGUUCAAAGAUGAUAUUUUUGAAGAUGAAAUAUGCUGGCCUUGGAUCAGAGUGGGGCAAGGUAUUAAGACUU
This is a messenger RNA of Linum tenue, 563 nucleotides long. NCBI's taxonomy places the organism in Eukaryota, Viridiplantae, Streptophyta, Magnoliopsida, Malpighiales, Linaceae. The record is from the annotation of a GenBank genome assembly.